Molecule: messenger RNA, 1241 nt
Organism: Pan troglodytes (chimpanzee)
Lineage: Eukaryota; Metazoa; Chordata; Mammalia; Primates; Hominidae
Gene: GPR33
Product: G protein-coupled receptor 33
Exons: 2
Coding region: 150-1151 (333 amino acids)
Biological process (GO): phospholipase C-activating G protein-coupled receptor signaling pathway; positive regulation of cytosolic calcium ion concentration; complement receptor mediated signaling pathway
Cellular component (GO): plasma membrane
Molecular function (GO): G protein-coupled receptor activity; complement receptor activity
Source: RefSeq, a predicted model, not a curated record
AGUAGCAUCAGCAAGAAGAAAGACAUAUGAAAUGAAGGCAAAGUGUCACUGAUUUUGUUCACUCUGUUCCUAGUGAGAAAUUGAUGGUGUAGAGUCACUUUGGCCUGCUCAAGACCAAUCUGGCAUGAAGAUACAGCUCCGAGGUCAUUAUGGAUCUGAUCAACUCUACUGAUUACCUGAUCAAUGCCUCUACUUUAGUAAGAAACAGCACUCAGUUUCUAGCUCCUGCAUCAAAAAUGAUUAUUGCCCUUUCUUUGUACAUUUCAUCUAUAAUUGGUACCAUCACCAAUGGCCUCUAUCUAUGGGUGCUAAGAUUCAAGAUGAAACAGACUGUCAAUACUCUCUUAUUUUUUCAUCUCAUUCUCUCAUAUUUUAUUUCAACAAUGAUUCUGCCAUUUAUGGCCACCUCCCAACUUCAAGACAAUCACUGGAACUUUGGAACUGCCUUGUGCAAGGUCUUCAAUGGCACUUUGUCUCUGGGGAUGUUCACCUCUGUUUUCUUCCUUUCGGCCAUCGGUCUUGAUCGUUACCUUCUCACUCUUCACCCAGUGUGGUCCCAGCAGCACCGAACCCCGCGCUGGGCUUCCAGCAUUGUCCUGGGAGUCUGGAUCUCAGCCGCUGCCCUCAGCAUCCCCUAUUUGAUUUUCAGACAGACACAUCAUGACCGUAAAGGAAAGGUGACUUGCCAAAAUAACUAUGCUGUGUCUACUAACUGGGAAAGCAAGGAGAUGCAAGCAUUAAGGCAGUGGAUUCAUGUGGCCUGUUUCAUCAGCCGCUUCUUGCUGGGCUUUCUUCUGCCUUUCUUCAUCAUCAUCUUUUGUUAUGAAAGAGUAGCCAGCAAGGUGAAAGAGAGGAGCCUGUUUAAAUCCAGCAAGCCCUUCAAAGUUAUGAUGACUGCCAUUAUCUCUUUCUUUGUGUGUUGGAUGCCCUACCAUAUACACCAGGGCUUACUUCUCACUACGAACCAGUCACUACUUUUAGAGUUGACUUUGAUACUUACAGUGCUAACCACUUCUUUCAACACUAUCUUUUCCCCCACACUCUACUUAUUUGUUGGGGAGAACUUCAAAAAGGUCUUCAAGAAGUCCAUUCUUGCUCUGUUUGAGUCAACAUUUAGUGAAGAUUCUUCUGUAGAAAGGACACAAACCUAAACUCAGAAGCCUAAAUUUAAAUUCUAGAUUCUUAAGCAAACAUGCACUUGGUCAAUUAUACCAAUAGAGAUAUACCUUCUGCUUUUGUAU